UUUUGGUCAGAAGACUGAUUAACGACAAAGCAGUAGAAGAUUAAGUAAUCCUAUGGUGUUUAUGCUAUUUUGACCGCUCCACUGGUACUACUUCACUUGUUUCAGGGUGCAUUUCUUUCUUUCUAAAAAGCGCAAUAUGGUGAGACACAGCUUGGAGGAAGGACUAUUACCAGCUUCUUCAAUUCUUGAACCAAGUGGCGGCACUGGCGAUGACAGUGAAAUAACUGAUUAUCAAAUUGAUUCUUCUGCAAGUCUGAUGGUUUUGUUCAGCACCUUCAUUGCCAUAUGCGGUUUCCUGGUUUUUGGCUGCUGUAGUGGAUACUCGUCGCCUGUUGAGUCUGAAAUCAUGGAGGACCUUGGUCUCUCAGUCGCACAAUACUCCGUUUUUGGCUCUGUAAUGACAAUUGGAGGACUGUUAGGUUCAUUAAUCAAUGGGAAAUUAACCGAUCUUGUCGGUAGGAGAAGAGGCUUCUGGUUAGCGGAUUCUCUCUUCAUCGUUGGAUGGUUGGCUAUCGCAUGUGCCGAGGAUGCCUGGCUCCUGUAUCUUGGUAGGACAUCACUGGGAAUUGGAAUUGGUCUCACGUUUUAUGUGGCACCUGUAUAUGUUGCAGAAAUUACACCUAUGACUAUUCGAGGAGCAUCAACAACAGCUAACCAGUUAAUGCUCACUUGCGGUAUAUCACUAAUGUUCUUUCUUGGAACUGUUGUUUCCUGGCGCACCUUGGCUCUAAUCGCUCUUGUUCCAUGCUUGGUGCAAGUCUUUGGUGUAUUCUUCAUUCCUGAAUCCCCCAGAUGGCUGUACUGCUGCCUGCAGGCAAUGGUUGGCCGAGAGAAAGAAUUAGAUGCAAGUCUACAAAAACUUAGGGGAAGGAAUGCUGAUAUUUCUCAGGAAGCAGCCUACAUCAAAAAUUACACAGAGGCCUUCCAACAACAAUCAGAGGAUCGAAUCUUCAACCUGUUUCAACGUAGAUAUGCACAUUCGCUCUUAGUUGGCAUUGGGCUUAUGGCACUGCAGCAAUUAGGAGGGAGUAGUGGCAUUACAUUUUAUGCCAGUUCCAUAUUUGAAGAUGCUAACUUUUCAAGUAAACUUGGGACUAUAUCCAUGGCUAUCAUUCAGAUUCCUGGUGUUGUUGUAUCUGUUGUUCUGACAGAUAAAUCCGGAAGAAGACCACUUCUCAUGGUUUCAAGCGCCGGAACAUGCUUGAGUUUCUUGCUUCUCGGCUUGAUGAAGACCACAGUUGCCAUAGAAAUUAUGUUGAAUGAUAUGAUAUAUUCAGUUCUCUGUGUGCAGUACUCUGUUUUUGCCUCGUUAAUGACAAUUGGAGAACUGAUAGGGUCAUUAAUAUGUGGGAAGUUAACCGAUCUUGUUGGUAGGAGAAGAGGCUUCUGGAUAGCGGAUUCUCUCCUCAUCAUUGGAUGGUUGGCUGUCGCAUUUUCCAAGGAUACCUGGCUCCUGGAUCUUGGAAGGACAUCACUGGGAAUUGGAAUUUCCAUCAUGUUUUAUGCGGCACCUGUAUAUGUUGCAGAAAUUGCACCUAUGACUAUCCGAGGAGCAGCAACAACAGCUAACCAUUUAAUGCUUGCUUGCGGUGUAUCACUAAUGUUCUUUCUUGGAGCUGUUGUUUACUGGCGCACCUUGGCUCUAAUUGCUCUUGUUCCAUGCUUGGUGCAAGUCUUUGGUGUAUUCUUCAUUCCUGAAUCCCCCAGAUGGCUGGCGAUGGUUGGCCGAGAGAAAGAAUUAGAUGCAACUCUACAGAAACUUAGGGGGAGGAAUGCUGAUAUUUCUCAGGAAGCAGCCUACAUCAAAAAUUACACAGAGGCCUUUCAGCAACAAUCAGAAGAUCGAAUCUUCAACCUGUUCCAACGUAGAUAUGCACAUUCGCUCUUAGUUGGCAUUGGGCUUAUGGCACUGCAGCAAUUAGGAGGGACUAAUGGCAUUGCAUUUUAUGCCAGUUCCAUAUUUGAAUAUGCUAACUUUUCAAGUAAACUUGGGACUAUAUCCAUGGCUAUCAUUCAGGUUCCUGCUGCUGUUGUAUCUGUUGUCCUGACAGAUAAAUCUGGAAGAAGACCACUUCUUAUGGUUUCAAGCACCGGAACAUGCUUGAGUUUCUUGCUUCUCGGCUUGUCAUUCUGUUUACAGGAUCAUGGCUACUGGAAAGAGAUCACUCCAAUUAUGGUUUAUUUUGGCAUACUGGGAUAUUUUAUAAGUUUCUCCAUAGGCAUUUCAGGGUUACCGGUACUAAUAGUGUCCGAGAUAUUUCCUAUAAAUGUGAAGGGGUCAGCUGGAAGUCUUUCAGUUUUUGCCAAUUCUCUAUGCGCUUGGAUUGUUUCAUAUGUUUUUAAUUUUAUGUUUGAAUGGAGCUCAGCAGGAACAUUUUUCAUAUUCGCCUGCAUCUGCGGUUUCACAAUCCUAUUUGUUGCAAAGCUUGUGCCAGAGACUAAAGGAAGAACACUUGAAGAAAUACAAGCAUCCAUGACCCUCUUUCACUGAUAAUACAUUAUUUAUAACAAGAAGAACAAUGCCAUUAAUUUUAAGGAUUAGAUAUGAUGGUCGUCAUCAGGUUCUCUUUCUGGUUCAUUUUUACUUGGAAGAGAGGCAAACCAGAAGCAUAAGUGUCAAAGAGUUUAUGAGAAUAUAUACCUGAGUUGGGCAUGUAAUAAGUUGUCUUCUUAUAUUUUUCUAAUAACUCUUCCAACUCGACCCACUCAUAUACUGAAGUACUUUUUGCAAGUCAUCAUAUAAUUGCCUAGUCACUUCUAAUGAAGCUGAGUGAAGAUUGCUACUGCUGGAAUUUAUUUUGAUAUAUUAAAGAUGUGCUCAAGUGCUCUAAAACAAAGCCAAUAUUAGUUUGUUUUUGUUAUUUAAUAUGUUGACAAACUUUCUUAUCCAUUUUGAGUUGUUAGUUUGUGUUUAGUUGGAAUGUAACCAAUGCAGCUUGGAAUUGUUAGAGUAGUUAAGUUUUUGGUUUGCUUUGUAAGAAAUUGUAUGGUUUAGCUUAAUUUGAGCUGCUGUGUACUUGUAUUAAGUAAGAUAGGAUGUAUAUAAAUGUAUUAUUGAAGUGAUGAAGAAAGGUGUGACUUUUUA
Messenger RNA from Mangifera indica (mango), 3085 nucleotides. RefSeq names its product sugar transporter ERD6-like 5. Gene Ontology annotation, molecular function: sugar transmembrane transporter activity. The transcript has 29 exons. Lineage: Eukaryota; Viridiplantae; Streptophyta; Magnoliopsida; Sapindales; Anacardiaceae. The record is from RefSeq and is a predicted model, not a curated record. Gene Ontology annotation, cellular component: membrane. The coding region runs from base 137 to 2491 and encodes 784 amino acids. Gene Ontology annotation, biological process: carbohydrate transport; transmembrane transport.